Magnolia sinica is the source of this 1032-nucleotide messenger RNA. RefSeq names its product ras-related protein RIC1. The record is from RefSeq and is a predicted model, not a curated record. Gene Ontology annotation, molecular function: GTP binding; GTPase activity. Lineage: Eukaryota; Viridiplantae; Streptophyta; Magnoliopsida; Magnoliales; Magnoliaceae. The transcript has 8 exons. Bases 146 to 760 code for a protein of 204 amino acids.
CCUUCUUCUUUCGUUUCUCCCAAUCUCGAAGCAGAUUUUCUUUUUCUUCUCUUCUUAAUUCCUUCCUGCGAGAAGGGAGCAAGGGUUUCGUAUAAAAAUCGACCGAAUUCUACCUCAUUUUCUUCUUUCCUUGCAAAUCUCCGCCAUGAAUCCGGAAUAUGACUAUCUUUUCAAGCUUUUGCUCAUUGGAGAUUCUGGUGUCGGCAAAUCAUGCCUUCUUUUGAGAUUUGCGGAUGACUCAUAUUUGGAGAGUUACAUAAGUACCAUUGGUGUUGAUUUUAAAAUUCGUACAGUGGAGCAGGAUGGGAAAACCAUUAAGCUUCAAAUUUGGGAUACUGCUGGACAGGAGCGUUUCCGGACAAUUACAAGCAGCUACUACCGUGGUGCACACGGCAUUAUUAUUGUUUAUGACGUCACCGACCAAGAAAGCUUCAACAACGUCAAGCAGUGGCUGAAUGAGAUUGAUCGAUAUGCAAGUGAUAGUGUGAACAAGCUUUUGGUUGGAAACAAGUGUGACAUGACUGCUAACAAAGUUGUUUCCUAUGAAACCGGCAAGGCAUUUGCUGAUGAGAUCGGAAUCCCUUUCUUGGAAACAAGUGCGAAGAAUGCCACCAAUGUAGAACAGGCGUUCAUGACCAUGGCUGCUGAGAUAAAGAACCGGAUGGCGAGUCAACCGGCCAUGAACGCCAGCAGACCAACAACCGUGCAAAUGCGUGGGCAGCCAGUUGUUCAAAAGGCCAGCUGUUGUUCCUCCUCUUGAUUCCAUUCCAACUGCAGGAAUGAAUUCACAACCUUAUUCCAACAAGGAGAUGUGGAGUCAGCGGAGCCACGGCAGGUGAACACCGGGUCAGGACUGAAGUGCAUCGUAGUAAUCUUUUUAUGUGUAUAGAAGGAAAGCCAGAAGACAUGAUUGGGCAUGGUUUGUUUAGUGUGAGUGCAAUCACACCUCUGCUUUUAAAUUGGAUUCUCUGCAGAAAGUCUGUAGCUUGUGAUUACAUUUGAAAAGAACUGCAAUUCGUUUCCCUAGCAUAA